UAUUGGUCAAUUCUGUCUUUGCAAAACAUGGCUCUCCCUAAAUUCACCUUGAUUGAAUGCUAUUAAGCUGCAGGUGGCUCCCCUCAGGAUUAUUACAGAGAUAAACAAACUGGAAUCUUUGACCUCACGCACCAGAUAAACUCUAAGCUUCUGGAAGGGGCUAUGGCUGUGGCCCUAGGCUGUGCAAUUCAGGCCUCCUUGAAUCAGGGCUCUGUGCUGCAGGAGUAUGACACUGAUUGUGAGGUGUUUCGCCAACGCUUCAGGCAGUUCCAGUACACUGAAGCAGCUGGGCCUCAUGAAGCCUUCAACAAAUUGUGGGAACUUUGCUGUCAAUGGCUGAAGCCAAAGAUGCGUUCUAAGGAACAAAUCCUGGAGCUGCUUGUGCUGGAGCAAUUUCUCACUAUUCUGCCCACAGAGAUAGAGACCUGGGUGAGGGAACACUGCCCAGAGAACAGAGAAAGAGUUGUAUCCCUGAUAGAAGACUUACAGAGAGAGCUUGACGUACCAGAACAACAGGUUGACAUGCAUGACAUACUCUUGGAAGAACUAGCGCCAGUAGGAACAGUACCCAUGCCACCAGACUUGCAUCUGGAGUCACCUGCCCUCCAGGUAAUGGGCCCUGUCCAAGAGGCCCCAGUCACGGAGGCCUGGAUCCCACAGGCAGGGCCACAGGAACUGAACUAUGGUGCUGCUGAACCGUGCCAGCCCUUUCUGGACCCUGGAUUUCCACUGCCAAAGCUUGACGUGAACUUCCCACUGGAGCACCGAGAAGAGUCGUGGGUGAAGGACUUGCAGGAUUCCAAAGAAAUGAAACAGUUACUCGACUCCAAGAUUGGUUUUGAGAUGGGGAUAGGGAAUGAAGAAGAUGCUUCAAAACAGAAAAAACUGGAGAAUAUAUAUCCAUUUAUUGUAACUUUAGAGGAGAAUUCUCUCCAUGGUCCUGUGAUGCAAAAAGACUUUGUUCCAUUAGAAAAUCAGUGGGAGCCUCCACCAGAGGAUUUACAGACAGAUUUAACAAAACUUGUGGAUCACCAAAACCCCACUCUAGGGGAGACACCUGAGAGUACCAGCUUAGAAGAACCUCUCAAUCCUAGGCCCCAAAAGAAAAAGAAUCCAGGAGAGAAACCUCACCGAUGUCCUCAGUGUGGAAAAUGUUUUGCUCGGAAGUCACAACUUACUGGGCACCAGAGAAUUCAUUCAGGAGAAGAACCUCACAAAUGCCCUGAAUGUGGAAAAAGAUUCCUUCGUAGUUCAGACCUUUAUAGACACCAACGACUUCACACAGGAGAGAGACCUUAUGAAUGCACUGUGUGUAAAAAGCGAUUCACGCGACGCUCACACCUCAUUGGGCACCAGAGAACUCAUUCCGAAGAAGAAACAUAUAAAUGCCUUGAAUGUGGGAAAAGUUUUUGUCAUGGAUCAAGUCUUAAAAGACAUCUGAAAACACACACAGGUGAAAAACCUCAUAGAUGUCAUAAUUGUGGGAAAAGUUUUAGUAGACUGACCGCUCUUACUUUGCACCAGAGAACACAUACUGAAGAGAGACCUUUUAAAUGUAAUUACUGUGGGAAAAGCUUUAGGCAGAGGCCAAGUCUUGUUAUCCACUUAAGAAUCCAUACAGGGGAGAAGCCAUACAAGUGUAGUCAUUGUUCUAAAAGCUUCAGACAGAGAGCAGGCCUUAUUAUGCACCAGGUCACUCAUUUCAGAGGACUUCUUUAGGAAUUGUUGAGGGAGACAGGUCCUACAGAAACUAACACUAACUCAAAAACAUUGUAACAUGUAGAAUCCUUUUGUGUGGAAGGAUAUUUUUGUUUGGACUCAUGAGAAUAGCUUUUUUUGGGGGGGGGUGGGGACUGGGUUUUAUUAGCAUUUUUAUUUUGAGAAUCAAAAACUGCAGAGAGCAUUAGAAGUGUUGAUAUAUUUCAACCUUUCUUUACAAAAGGUAGAGGGGCUAAUUUUAAAAUCUGUCUGAGCUCCAGACAUGAGCUCUGGGCAUUUGAGCUCUAGAUAUACAAGCUGUAGGCAUGAGCUCUAAAAUAGCCACUUACAGUAGCAGCUUUCCUAAAUUGAUUUCUCUUGUCUCCACAACUGUGUUUUUAAUUAAAAUGGGAAAUUUUGUGUUGCAAGACAGCCACAUCAUACAUAGAAGCAUAAAGCAGAAAUAGAGGUAGGAUCGAUAUGGUGGAUAACCAUGCCCAUGGGAUGUAUCUAUUGUAGCAGUACGAGACAUAUUCUGCUGUAUAAUUAUUAAAAGUGAAUUGAAGCCUUAGAUGUGCCAAGGUGGCAAGAAGAGAGACAGUGAAUUUUGUCAAACAGCAAAAUCAUGUCAGGAGCACAAGGAUGGAGGGGUAGUAUUUACCUGGUGAAAACUGGGUUAUUUCCAUUAAAAUAUUUCUUUUUUAAGAAAAUUAAGAUUUUAGACUUUACUUCUGAUUUUUGUAGUUUGCUGAUCUGCUUAUUUGGAAGUCUUUGGUGAUGGUGCAUAGAGGGAGAGUAUUCACUUGGUGAUAAAAGCUCUAGGUCUGCAACAGUCCACUUGAAGCCACGGGUGAUGUUGCACACCUGUAAUCCCAGCACUCUGGGAGACUGAAGCAGGAGGAUAGCAUGUUCAAGUCCCCCCUGAGCAAAUUAAUGACUUCCGAUAACUUGUGUCGAAAUAAAAAAUCAGAAAAGGGUUGGGGAAGGCCCUGGCUUUGAGCCCCAUUACUACAAAAAGUAAAGAACCCACUUCACUGUUGAAAUUGUCCAGGUAGAUUACUAGUUGACUGAGAUUGACUGAACUGAAGAACCAGUAUCCAUGGCUUUUUGCUUUGCUUUGGUAUUUUGCAUGCAUCUUUCAGGGCUUUUGAAAUCUUACCCAUUCUUUCAUUCAUUAUCUUCCUAAGAAUGUGUCAUAGAACACUUAUUUCUGGAAGAUAUUCUACAAGUAAGUUUGCCAGUUGCUUCCUGCUGUUUCCCCUUCCUGGAUUCAUAAUGCACACUAGCUUGUGAGACUUGGGGAGAGGUCUGCCAGUAAAGGAGGAGAAAGCACCUCUUUUGGCUCAGCGUUUUCCAGAUGUACUUGGACCCAGUACACCCUUUUUCAUGUUCAUCCAAUAAUAGCUGACAAAACUAUUAUUCUGCAAAUGUCCCUUGGAACACACUGCCUUAAACAAAUAUUUCUGUAACUAUCAAUAUACUUCUGUUCCUCCCAAGAUAGUUAUCUCCGGUUGUUUUAAGGGUAUUAUAAAAUUUUUUAAAGAUACACAUCUUUUGUAUAAUAUAAUCAUGUAUCAUUUCAAGGAGGUGAGGAUCACUGAUUUAUAUCAUUUAUGAAUUGUUCAGUGAUUCUUGACCUCUUAACUUUCAUUAUAAGUACACACACAUACACACAUACAUAUACAGAUACACACCAUGUCAAGGUGAGGAUCACAAAUUCAGGCAAAUGAAAAAGUUGCCAGUGAUUAUCACCCUUUUUGAAUUUUACUUACAAUUAUGUACACCCACCCAGUUGUUACUUAUGUAAACGUUUUUAUAUAAUCCUGGCAGCAACUCAAAUUCCCACAUGAGGGAAGAAGUCUCAUUAUCAGUUAGUAUGUGAACAUAUUUAUUGCGCCUAGUUCCUUGUUAUGAACAUACAAAAAAUAAGACAGUCAAGUAUUUCUCUUUUAUGAAGCUAUCCAAUCCAAUCAUCCUUUCCUUAACUAGGACUAGGGAAGUAUAUCUCUUCUAUUGCAUUGAAUUGCUUGCAACUGAUAUCAAAGCAUUGGGGAGUGUCUGCUAUGUGCCUAACUAGUCCUGUUCUAGGCUUAACAGAAGCUAGUAAAGAAAUACAGUUCAUGGGUCAGGCUCAUAAAAGAGUUUAUAAUAUCUUUAGUUAUAAACAAGAGUUGGGAAACACAUGGAGAACAAUGCAAGAGAGUUUCUAAUUAAGUGCCAAAUCAUAUCAAGUGCCAGAGCCAGGAUGUGUCUUAACUCUUGACAUCCAGGUCCCUGUAUGAUGCUGCUAUACAUUUGGGGUUAAAAUUGAGCUCCCAGUAGCAAUAAACAUGUAACAUGAGAGGAGUAUGAAUGUGGAGAUGAAAAAUACCGAAUGUAAUGGCUUCUCUUUUCUCUUGUGGAAUUGCAUUCAAACCAGAACAGUGCCUUAGAAUGGAUGUGCCCAACUGCAAUGUAUUUAUACAAUGUUUUAAUAAAAUGGAAAUGUGUAUGUUAUUCCUGGUUCUCUUGCAUUAAGUAAUUGAACAGCUUAAGAGAUGCUUCCCUGCACAGUGGCAACAAACCACAUUUGACUUCUGUCCCUCCUCCAACUUGGAAUCACUUGUCUGUCUGCAACCAUUAGUACACUGAUUGCAUUGUUUGUAGCAUUUAAUACUGAUAAUUUUAGCUUAUGAAGUUAGCUACAAUCAUUGUAAUAGCUGCAACCUCUCAUCUAUAUUAUGAACAAAUGUGAUUAGAUUUUUACAAGACAGAAUGUCUCAUA
Molecule: messenger RNA, 4462 nt
Organism: Octodon degus (degu)
Lineage: Eukaryota; Metazoa; Chordata; Mammalia; Rodentia; Octodontidae
Gene: Znf449
Product: zinc finger protein 449
Exons: 5
Coding region: 163-1719 (518 amino acids)
Biological process (GO): regulation of transcription by RNA polymerase II
Molecular function (GO): DNA-binding transcription factor activity, RNA polymerase II-specific; RNA polymerase II cis-regulatory region sequence-specific DNA binding
Source: RefSeq, a predicted model, not a curated record